Messenger RNA from Haliotis rufescens (red abalone), 2122 nucleotides. Its product is annotated as organic cation transporter protein-like. The transcript has 11 exons. Gene Ontology annotation, cellular component: membrane. The record is from RefSeq and is a predicted model, not a curated record. Gene Ontology annotation, molecular function: transmembrane transporter activity. Bases 369 to 2048 code for a protein of 559 amino acids. NCBI's taxonomy places the organism in Eukaryota, Metazoa, Mollusca, Gastropoda, Lepetellida, Haliotidae. Gene Ontology annotation, biological process: transmembrane transport.
CAAGCAGCCAUCUGGCUUGGAGGUUUGAUCAUUACGGGAAAGUCUGCAAACACAUGUGGACACAUGUGGACACAUGUGGACAUCUUUGUGAUCUGGAGGCGACCUGAAGUCAAACCAAAACCAAAACCAGAACAGUUUGUUGACAGAACUCUUGAGUCAAAUGUUUGCUGCGCCAUUAAACACCGUGAAGAGAGACGAGGCGGUCCAUCAGCUUGUCUUAACUGAAUAACAAUUCAUGUCACAGCCAGCCUGAACGUCCGGGGCAUGGAAACUUGCCAUAACACUGGGAUAUGUCGGCCUGGGACAGUCGCGGAGUGACAGCGUACGGAACAGCAUUAGGUGCGCUCUAAAACAUCUCCCGAUACAGCAUGAAGACAUUCGAUGAGAUCCUGCAACACGUGGGGGAGUUUGGAACUUAUCAGAAGAGGAUAUUCUUCUUUCUGUGUCUCCCCUCGGUGGUCACAUCGUUCCUCACGUUCAGCUCCAUCUUCACAAUGUACAUACCCCCUCACAGAUGUGCAGUCCCCGGCCUCAGUAACGACACCUACGCCAUACAGGGAGACAACCAUCGUCGUCUGGUCAACUUCACCAUUCCCAUUAAAGAUGGUGCAUACUCCAAAUGUGAUGUCUACACGGAUGACGUCACAGACCUUGCUAAAAGGUCAGACAACUCCAGUCAGUCCCAGUGCAGCGAAUGGGUGUACGACAAAUCAAUUUUUACAUCAACCAUAACAGAAGAUCUAUCCCUGGUGUGUGACAACGUGGUGAUGCGGUCCCACUCCAACAUGGCGGUGAUGGCGGGGAUGCUGGUUGGCUCGUUCGGGCAGAGUAUCAUCAGUGAUAUGUUUGGGCGGAAGAAGGCGUGCAUGAUCUUCCUGUUUAUGUUGAUUUGUGUCGGCUUCCUGAACUACGUCAUCCGUGACUUCGCUUCCCUCAUCAUCAUCCGUUUCCUUACUGGCUGCGGGACAACAUCGGUGGGCAUUGCAUGCUACGUUAUGGCAAUUGAACUGGUAGCUCCCGCAAAACGUGUCUACACUGGAAUGGGAGGCCUGUUUCUAUGGAUGCUGGGGAUGCUUCUGAUGUCUGGUGUGGCCUAUUUCCUCCGAGACUGGCACAAUUACGUCCUCGCUCUGGCAGGCCCUUCAGUCUUCUUCCUCUCCUACUGGUGGAUUGUGCCAGAGUCUCCAAGGUGGCUGAUGUCCAAAGGCAGGUUUGAAGAAGCAGAAGUCAUCAUCCGGAAGUUUGCAAAGGUCAACAAGACUACGCUUCCAGAAGACAUGUUUGAUGGUAAAUGUGUGGAGGAGACUGAUACACCCAAGGGCAAACUGUCUGAGCUGCUGACAAACAGAACCCUGGCGAUUCGCUGUCUGAUCAUCAACUUCCACUGGGCCGUCUGCAGUUUGAUCUACUAUGGGUUAACAUUGAAUGUCACCAACCUCAGCGGCAAUGUCAUUAUCAACUUCGUGCUCUCUGGGCUGGUGGAGGCGGUGGGGUAUGUGCUGACACUGUUCCUGCUCAAUAGACUUGGCCGGAAGUGGCUGCAUUGCAGCUUCUUGCUGGGCGGGGGUCUUGCCUGUCUCGCCACCAUCUUCCCAGUCCUCUAUGCUGCAGAGGACAGCAAGUGGACCCUGGUCGUGUUGUCCCUUGGAGGCAAGAUGGGGGCGGCAGGGGCGUUUUCAACGCUUUACAUCUUCACUGUCGAACUUUACCCAACCCCCGUCCGCAACACUGCUGUUGGUGUCGGGAGCAUGUGCUCUAGAAUAGGGGGGAUCAUUUCCCCCUACAUAGCAGAUCUGAGCAUGCUGGUGAAGGGCGGGUUUGGAGAAGCUCUUCCCCUCAUGGUGUUCGGUUGUGCGGCGGUAUCGGCGGGAGUGUUGACCUUCUUCCUCCCAGAGACCCUCAACCAAGACCUGCCGGAGACCAUCGAGGACGCCAAGAACAUUGGCAGAUCCGGGUCGAAGUGUGCGUCCAAUGUGUACAACAUGAGGAGGCCUCUAGAUGGCCAGGACAAUGCUGUGUUUACCCUGUCUGUGAAGAGCAAGGACUGAAAUCAACAUAAAGUGACUGUGAACGCACCCCACAUAAUUUUGUGUGUGUAUUGAUUAAAUGCGUAUUUUAAUAA